Salvia miltiorrhiza (redroot sage) is the source of this 783-nucleotide messenger RNA. Its product is annotated as putative F-box/LRR-repeat/kelch-repeat protein At1g11620. The record is from RefSeq and is a predicted model, not a curated record. Lineage: Eukaryota; Viridiplantae; Streptophyta; Magnoliopsida; Lamiales; Lamiaceae. The transcript has 2 exons. The coding region runs from base 1 to 783 and encodes 260 amino acids.
AUGAAACUCCUUGAUCCCCCUCAGAUGCGACAUUAUUCAGAUGCGAUUAUUAAUUUCAUGUGCAGUGGGUUUGGGUAUGAUCAUAAAUCAGAUGACUACAAAGUUGUGAGAAUCUUCGAUUACUUGUAUCAUUAUUGUACAGUGAAGAUGAAGAACCCGUGUCGUUAUUGUAGAGGAGGAGGGAAAACAGAGAUGAAAGUUGAGGUGUUUUCACUCAAAACGGAUUCCUGGAAGCAGAUUAAAGUAGCUGCUGAUUUUGAUUUAGAUGGCAUCUCGUCUUCUUCGUGUAAUGUUAAUGGAUCUUAUUAUUGGAUAAAAUUAAAUCAUAGGGAUGAUACACUAUUUCACUAUAGUGUUGUAUCAUUUGAUUUUACUCGUGAAUGCUUCUCCAACAUCAGUUUACCACCAAUACACAAGGACAAGGAGCAUGACAUUCUUGUCAAGGUUCAUGAUGACAUGGUGGGUGUUAUCCGCUAUGAGAGGGCAUCACAGAGUUUUGGAGUUGUUACCACUUUUCGGCUUCUGGUAUUGAAAGAGAGCUCGUGGAUUCCUUGGGUUUGUGUUGAUCUAUGUGAUGUUGAGAGGCCGCUGAUGUUGCACCAAGGUCGAUUUUUGUUUUUAAAGAAAAAAAAUUCUGAGGGGAUGGAGCAACUAGUAGUUUAUGAUUUGGAAACCAAGAAGUUGGAGGAUCUGGAUAUAUAUGAUUAUUUGUAUUUGGUGUUGUGUUUGGCAAGUGCUGCGGAGGGGAUUAUUUAUAGUGAAGGAAUUGGAGGUGGUAGGUGA